Messenger RNA from Carlito syrichta (Philippine tarsier), 1254 nucleotides. RefSeq names its product prostaglandin I2 (prostacyclin) receptor (IP) (gene PTGIR). Bases 1 to 1254 code for a protein of 417 amino acids. The record is from RefSeq and is a predicted model, not a curated record. NCBI's taxonomy places the organism in Eukaryota, Metazoa, Chordata, Mammalia, Primates, Tarsiidae. Gene Ontology annotation, cellular component: plasma membrane. The transcript has 4 exons. Gene Ontology annotation, molecular function: prostacyclin receptor activity. Gene Ontology annotation, biological process: inflammatory response; negative regulation of smooth muscle cell proliferation; adenylate cyclase-activating G protein-coupled receptor signaling pathway.
AUGCGGGAUGCUGGGACCCCUGAAGACUGGCGUUCCAGCGUCUUUCAACCCUGCGGGGCCAGGAUUUGGGAUGCUGUCCUCUUGUCCGCCUUGGAUUCUGGAGCCUGGCACCUCAGGAGUGGUCCCUCCAGGGAGGCCCCAGUCCUGUUUCUCACCGUGGGAGGAAAAAGAAUUGCUGACUCACCCCCCCAGGGCAGUUUCUUCUGUAGCUCCCCCGCCCCCUCAGAAGCCACCCUCCUCUCCAGGCACCCGGAUGGCAGUGGCACCCCUGGUGGCCCCUGCUGUGGGCUCGGCCUGUGGGCCCUGGCUGGGGCCACAGCCAGGCAGGGGGCCGGGUGUCCCUGGAAGGGCCUGGCGCGCGGCGGGCCCGCGCUGUGCGACGCCUUCGCCUUCGCCAUGACCUUCUUCGGCCUGGCGCCCACGUGCAUCCUCUUCGCCAUGGCCGUGGAGCGCUGCCUGGCGCUCAGCCACCCCUACCGGUACGCGCAGCUGGACGCGCCGCGCUGCGCCCGCCGCGCGCUGCCCGCCAUCUACGCCUUCUGCGCGCUCUUCUGCGCGCUGCCCCUGCUGGGCCUGGGCCAGCACCAGCAGUACUGCCCGGGCAGCUGGUGCUUCGUGCGCAUGCGUGCCGCCGAGCCGGGCGGCCGCGCCUUCUCGCUGGCCUACGCCGGCCUCGUGGCCCUGCUGGUGGCCUCCAUCGUCCUCUGCAACGGCUCGGUCGCCGUCAGCCUCUGCCGCAUGUACCGCCAGCAGAGGCGCCACCAGGGCGGCCCCGGGCCCCGGGCCGGCGAGGACGAGGUGGACCACCUGCUCCUGCUGGCGCUCAUGACGGGCGUCAUGGCCGUGUGUUCCCUGCCGCUCACGAUUCGAUGCUUCACCCAGGCCGUGGCCCCAGACAGCAGCGAGAUGGGAGACCUGCUGGCUUUCCGCUUCUAUGCCUUCAACCCCAUCCUGGACCCCUGGGUCUUCAUCCUGUUCCGCAAAGCCGUCUUCCAGCGACUCAAGCUCUGGUUGUGCUGCCUGUGCUCCUGGCCCGGCCGCGGCGACUCGCAGACGGCCCUCUCCCGACCCGCCUCGGGGAGGAGCGACCCAAGGGCCCCCUCCGCUCUCGCGGGGAAGGAGGGCAACUGGGUGCCUCUGUCUGCCUGUGGCCAGGGGCGGGGGGCACCCUUGCCUCCGGCCCAGCAGCCCCACGGUUGCACCGUGGGAACGCCGUCCAAAGGGGAGGCCGCUGUUGCCUGCCCGCUCUGCUGA